This is a messenger RNA of Papaver somniferum (opium poppy), 2359 nucleotides long. Its product is annotated as UDP-glycosyltransferase 92A1-like. Gene Ontology annotation, molecular function: UDP-glycosyltransferase activity. NCBI's taxonomy places the organism in Eukaryota, Viridiplantae, Streptophyta, Magnoliopsida, Ranunculales, Papaveraceae. The transcript has 2 exons. The record is from RefSeq and is a predicted model, not a curated record. Bases 551 to 2080 code for a protein of 509 amino acids.
AUUUCAGAUGAGGUUAAGAAGACAAGACAAGGAAACAAAGUAGCUGAUCUUGUUGCAAGGGAAGGAAGACAAGAAGUGUCCAUCAGUUUAAAUUUUCAAGAUCCUCGUCAGUUUUUAAUUCCUGCAACGGCUUACGGGGGCCGGCCUAUAAAAAUCUAAAUCUCAAACGGACCCACUAUUAUUUGAUUACCAUAGGAGAAUCACUCUAUGAAGAAGAGCGUGAGACAAGUUAGUCUACAAACGAGAGUAGAGUUAAACAUCAUUACCCCAAGAGACGAACAAAGAAUCUCAUGAAGACUGGGUGGAGUUAAACAAGGAAACAUCUGAUUAGACUGGUUGUUUUUAUUAGGUCAGUCACACUGAUGACUGAUGUAACAGCCAGUACACUUCCUCCUAAUCUGGGUGUUGAUUACUUUUCUUAAGAUCAAAUAAUAUACAAGUGAAGAAGAAGUGAUCAAAAACUUGGAAAGAAGAAUUGAAGGAGAUCUAGAGCUUGAAUAAUUUGAGCCAAACCAAACUCGUUCCACUGCUCAUUCAUAACCAGGCAGAUAUGGAUACGUUUGUGACCAAGGCAAAGACACCAACGGAGUCACCUUCAUCUUCUAGUAUUCCUGGUCUGCAAGUACCUUCUUCAUCUUCUAGAUAUGUCGUACUAUUCCCAUUCCCUGCUCAAGGUCAUCUGAACCCAUUCUUAGAUUUUGCACGGAAGUUAGCUUCUCGUAUACCAGAUAUCUUCAUCAAAAUCAUAAGUACGCCUGAUAAUAUCCAAAAGCUACGCCCUCGAUUCCUGGUUUACCCUACUAUCGAUUUCGUCGAGCUUCCUCCUUUCGCUGAAAAUGCUGAGAAUACAGAUUCUCUGUCAAGUCUCUCUGCAGUAGCUAAGUUUUACCACUCCUCUGAAUCACUGAAACCCUCUUUCAUACUUUUGAUCUCACAAUUAUUUCAGUUUAAUGGUGGUAAUCCACCUAUCUGCAUCAUCUCUGAUAUGUUCUUGGGGUUCACAGUUGAAGUUGCUCAUAGUUUUGGGUCUCGUCAUGUUCCUCUAUAUACUUCUGGACCUUUUGCCAUGUCUAUUUACAACUCAAUAUGGACUUACCUCCCUCACAGACUAACUCCCGAAGAUGUGCUUACUUUACCUGGUCUACCACCUAAUCUCACAAUUCACCGUAACCAGCUAUCUCAGAACAUGAUCAAGGCUGCAUCUUCUUAUACCCAAGAUUCACCACCCACUUUCGCUGCUCGUCAAGCUGGAUACUGCAAGAAUUCUGACGCAAGUCUAUGGAAUACUGUUGAUGUACUUGAGAAAUAUUGGCUAAAGCAUUGGGAAAGUUCUAGUGGGAGACCAGUUUGGGCUAUAGGACCUCUUCUCCCAAUUUCGUCCAACGAAAAUGAACGAGGAGGGAAGGUUCCUGGUAUGUCACCUCGUGAAUGUGCACAAUGGCUGAGCCUACACCCAGCAAAAUCUGUUCUUUAUGUAUCCUUUGGUUCUCAGAACAGUAUUCCUGUUGACCAGAUGAUGGAGUUUGCAAAAGGUUUGGAAAAAAGUAAGCAAAGGUUUAUUUGGGUGCUUAGGAAUCCGACAGGGUUUGAAGUUGGUGAUGAGUUCAGGUCAGAAUGGUUACCCCAUGGGUUUGAAGAGAGGAUGCGACAGAAAGGAAAAGGAUUGUUAGUUAAGAAUUGGUGUCCACAAAUUGAGAUUCUAUCUCAUGAAUCUACUGGUGCAUUUUUGAGUCACUGUGGAUGGAAUUCAAUACUAGAAAGUUUGAGCAACGGUAUUCCGAUCAUUGGUUGGCCUCUUGGGUCUGAACAAUAUUACAACUCAAAGUUGUUAGAAGAAGAAUUAGGGGUUUGCCUAGAGUUGGCUAGAGGAUUUGAUGCGAAUAUCAAUUGUGAAGACGUCGCUGAAACGGUUGGAUUUGUGAUGGAGGGUGAGAAAGGAGUUGAGAUGAGGAAGAAGGCUGAAGAUUUGAGUGAAGAAAUGAAAAAAGCUUUAAUGGACAAUGGCUCAUCUGUUCAAGCCUUGGAUGAUUUUGUCAAGACUCUGAUGAUGUGGGGUGAGGAGGAUAUCAAACAUUGUUAAUUUCUGUUCGACUUGUAUCAGCAAAAGUUAUGAUGAUGAAUAAACAACAUAUACAAGGUAAUAGGUAAAAAGUGAUGCUUCAUGUAAGUUUAUACUAGUGACGGAUUUUUGUGUGCAACAGAUUCUGUAAGCUUUGCAGACUUGCAUUGUGUAUUGUGCAAGGCUCCAGCUCUUUCUAUUGUACGUUGAACACCAGCCUAGGUAUGGAACAUGUUUGAAAAGUAUAACUUGUUAGCUCAAAUAAAUAUAUGGUAAAUUUCUGAGGUAGUCUUUCAUUAA